Molecule: messenger RNA, 3721 nt
Organism: Fundulus heteroclitus (mummichog)
Lineage: Eukaryota; Metazoa; Chordata; Actinopteri; Cyprinodontiformes; Fundulidae
Gene: mapk7
Product: mitogen-activated protein kinase 7
Exons: 7
Coding region: 266-3505 (1079 amino acids)
Biological process (GO): cell surface receptor signaling pathway; intracellular signal transduction; protein phosphorylation
Cellular component (GO): cytoplasm; nucleus
Molecular function (GO): MAP kinase activity; ATP binding
Source: RefSeq, a predicted model, not a curated record
AUGACACUCCAACUAAACCCGGAAGUUGAUGAGGAAGCGGUAGACAAAACAAGUGAAUUAUCGUGCUGGUCCGCGAUUAAAACCAGAGAUAUGGACGUUGUUGUUUCGCUCACAAGCUGAAAGUAUGUCACACUUUCUCAAAUCGCAUUAAUUUACUGCAUCGUUUUGUUACAUAACCGAGAAAUAGCAGAUUUAACGGUACGUAGGAAGCCAGAGCCUCAGGUAACGUCUAGCCUACGCCCAUGCGUUCAGAAUUGGCAGCAAUAUGUCGACUAAAGAGGGUGGGGGUGCCAAAGUUGGCUUGGCUUCCCCUGAAAAAAUGGCCUCGGACAAAGGCAGACAGAACCAGAACCAGCGUGGAGCCGAGGCGACGGGCAGCAAUGCCGACACCAGCAUAGCAGCAAAAAACCUGGCUCUGCUUAAGGCGCACUCCCUGGACGUGAAGUUUGACGUUGGAGAGGAGUACGACGUCAUAGAAACCAUCGGUACCGGGGCCUACGGUGUCGUUUCGUCUGCCAGAAGACGGGACAACGGCCAGCAGGUGGCAAUAAAGAAGAUCUCCAAUGCUUUUGAAAUGGUGACGAACGCUAAGCGGACGUUGCGAGAACUGAAGAUCCUGAAACACUUCAAGCAUGACAACAUUAUCGCCAUCAAAGACAUCCUCCAGCCGAACCUUCCUCACUCCGCCUUUAAGUCUGUAUACGUGGUGUUGGACCUUAUGGAGAGCGACCUGCACCAGAUCAUUCACUCUGCCCAGACACUAACUCCUGAGCACACCCGCUACUUCCUCUACCAGCUCCUCCGCGGCCUUAAGUACGUGCACUCUGCCAACGUCAUCCACCGUGACCUUAAACCCUCUAACCUGCUGGUGAACGAAAACUGUGAACUGAAAAUCGGGGACUUUGGCAUGGCGAGGGGUCUGAGCUCCCACCCCGAGGAGUCUUAUUCCUUCAUGACGGAGUACGUUGCAACGCGAUGGUACCGCGCCCCUGAGCUCCUGCUGUCUCUCAACCAUUACAGUUUGGCCAUUGACAUGUGGUCUGUGGGCUGCAUCUUUGCAGAGAUGUUGGGACGCAAGCAGCUUUUCCCCGGGAAGCAUUACCCGCACCAGCUCCAGCUCAUUCUCAGCGUGUUAGGCACUCCUCCUGAGAGUUUAAUCGCCGCCAUCAGGGCUGACAGGGUGCGCUCCUAUGUCCAGAGUCUCCCGUCUCGGACACCCGUGCCUCUGGCCAAACUGUACCCACAAGCCGAAGCCUCGGCUUUAGACCUCCUGCGGGGCAUGCUGCAGUUCGAUCCUCGGGAGCGCAUCAGCGUGACGGAGGCCCUGGACCAUCCGUACCUGUCCAAGUAUCACGACGCGGACGACGAGCCAACUUGCGUGCCAGCUUUUGACUUUGAGUUUGACAAGCUUCCGAUGAACAAAGAACAAAUUAAGGAGGCUAUUUUGAUGGAAAUUCAAGACUUUCACAAAAAGAAACUGAAUUCUCGUCCAAGACUGCAGUUCAGGCCGUUGCCGAGGAUCAACAGCGGAGCUGCAGAACAAAGCAGUAGCCAGCCAGCAACUGUCGACCUGACGAAGCAAACACUGGCCGCGAUGGCGCGGCACCUUGAAGCAAAACAGAUUCAGCAACAGCAAAUGAGAGAGAUCAAAUCCCAGCAACAACAAAACAACCCACCAGCAGAUGUGAACCAAGCAUUUACAAACCAGGCUGAGCUUGUCCCGCCCUGUGCGCCCCAUCAUUUGCCCCUCCUCAGUAAAAGCGAAAGCGGUCCAGUCGACGUGGACAUGCCCAGUGCCAACUCUGACAGCGGUCAGCCAGAGACGAUAGAUCUAACCACACCGGUGUCCGCUCAGGACUCUCAGUCAGAGUCGAUGAGAGAUGGCGAGGCUCAGGAGGGAGUACCGAACAUCCAGAGCCAGCCCACCUCCAAGCCCACUUCACAAGCACAAACCAUGACCCCGCUGCCAACCACCAUGUCUUCCCUGUCUCUGUCAGCAGCACAGGCCCAGUCUCUGUCUCAGUCUCUUUCACAGUCGCUGGCCAAGAAUGCAAGGCCUCCUCCACGUCCUGCAGAGGGAACCAGAAAGGAGGGCGCCAUUUCUGAAGAUACCAAAGCUGCCCUGAAAGCAGCUCUGUUAAAAUCAGCUCUGAGAAAUAAAGCCAGGGGUGAUGGAGGCGCCUCGGCGCUAGGCGUUGAUGGUGGCACCGGAGGAGGUUUGUCCUCUGCGCUGUCUUCGGUCCCCGAGUCGCGGCGGCCUGUCACGGCCCAGGAGCGGCAGCGAGAGAGGGAGGAGAAAAGGAGGAAGAGGCAGGAGCGAGCGCGGGAGAGGGAGAGAAAAAUGAAGGAGAAGGAAAGAAAAGAGAAAAAACAGGGGGAUUCGUUGGGCGGGGUCCUGCUGAGCGACGACGACAAAAGCCUCCUGCAGCGCUGGACUAAGAUGAUGGACAGCUGCAGCGAGAAAUCCCAGACUGCUAACAACGACGGAAAACCCAAGGAUUGUAGCCUGAGUUCCCAAAGAAUCAGUGAGAACAAUAAAACAAACUUGGAGGCGAGGAAAAUCCAGCCUCACGAGCAGCUAAUCUCUCAAGUGAAACCGUUUCAGCCUCCCACCGCCCAGCAGCUAGCGUUACCUUUCUCCAUGAGCCAGAGGAAGCCUCCAGGAGACGUAGGUGCUGCUGUGCGGGGAGGGAUGGACAUGAUGGCUGUCACCGGCGGAUAUGUUAAAAACGACGCACUCCAGCCUCACGCUGAGGCCAGCGGGGAAAGCGGAUUCAACGGCGUGGGGAGCUGGAGCGGCCAACGACUGGAGACCAGGCCAGCGCAGCAACCCAGCGGCACACCUCAGCCGGCGGCCGGCUUCCUUCAGCCGCAGCUCCAAGCACAGAGCCAAACUCAGGCCGACCCCAAACCUCAGGCACCCCUGCUGCCCCUGGAGAGCUUUUUGUCCAAAGCUCCUUCGGUAACCAUCAGACAGACCAAUGGAAACGCUGACGUCAGAGGUCUGAACAGCCUCAACUCAUUGACUGCGAGUACGGGCCUCCUGGAGAAGCUUUGCUCUUCUUUGGGUGAGAAAACGGCAGCACCUGGUGUAAACCAUCUCUGCGGGACUUUAGGGGUUCCCUCCCAGCCUCAUCCCAGCUUAGGAUUCACAGACACGGGCCAACAAGGACCCUCUAUUGCCCCUGACAUCCACACAGUAACGCUGCAGCUCUCAAAGUCCCAGGUAGAGGACAUUUUACCUCCUGUGUUCUCGGUCACCCCCAAAGGCAGCGGGGCGGGGUACGGGGUGGGCUUCGAUCUGGAUGACCUUUUCAACCAGCCUCUAACAGAGCUGCAGCACGGUGACCGGGACAGCUACGACUCGGCCCCCCUUUCCGCCUCGCUGUUAUCUGAUUGGAGCGAGGUCCACCGCAUGACCCCAGCUGACCUGGAGUCGCUGCAGCAGGAGUUGCAGCUCGGCUCGCCCAUGAUUCUCUCCGAUACCAUCCCCCAUGAUGCCUGAGCCAACCUCAAAGACACCUUGUGUUUUUGUUUUUAACAACCAAUAACUUGAGAAAGAUGUUUCGAGUCAUUCUUAUUUUAUUUUCCAUAGACAACGUAAAGAAAACAUUUCUUAAAUCGUGCUGCAUUCUGUAAUAAAAACAUUUUGGUACCACCUUUCUGCUGCUUUGGGUGCUACAUGUGAGAUUAGGAAUGAAACUGGACUUUAUUUUCCAUU